Danaus chrysippus (African queen) is the source of this 4839-nucleotide messenger RNA. Lineage: Eukaryota; Metazoa; Arthropoda; Insecta; Lepidoptera; Nymphalidae. The record is from the annotation of a GenBank genome assembly.
AUGAAAGAGAUGAAAGCAAUAGUGGAGUAUUUAGUUGAACACAAAGCUUAUUCAGAAAUAAAAGGGCGCAAAAUGUGGAUGGACAUGGCUAGUUCCGAUGUUACAAGCAGAACAUGGCAAAGUUUAAAAGAGACAUUUCUCAAGAGAAUAUUACCUGACAUUCACAAUCCUUAUUAUAAGCUGUCUACACAUCAGAUAGCAAGUUUUAAAAAUGGAAAUGAUAUAGAAGCAAAAUUAAAUAAUAAAUUGGAAAUACAGACAAUCAAUGUUGACUCAAGUAAUGAAGACACUGAGAAAAAUGGUAAGGACGAAUUACAGAAAGACAAUGAAAAUAUAGGAGAUGUACCAACAGGUGAGGAUCUCCAAAAAUUAAAUGCAAUUACCAGGGACUCUACUGAAACACUGAUAUUGGAAAACUGCUAUGAAACCGCUGAGGACAUUAAAAGAGAUUUGCAAUCACCCAACGAGGAUGAGGAAAAGGAAGAAGAUGCUCGCCCGAAAUCAUUGCGUGAUUUAAUAACAUAUUCUGAACCAGUAACUAAUUUGCUACAAAAUACUCUCGAUGAUUAUGGUACAGAUGAAGAGGAAUCAAACGGUGAGCCGCAGAUGCAAAUUGUUGAGAAUGAAGAAACAACUAAGAAAGACUCUAGCAAAGAUGAUGACAAUGAAAUACAAGAUUCAGACAGCGGAAAGGAAGCAAAUGUUGCAUCGAACAAACAAGUUUCUAACAAAGAGAAAGAAAACAAUAAGACUACUACAAAGAUAUCGGAAAAACAACCUGGAAAAGAUCAGUCCACUGAUAUAUUAACUGACAACCAUGUUGCCAAUAAAACAGUUGAAGAAGAUGCAUCAGACGCUAAGGCCCUAAAUGAGAAUAACCAAAGGAAAUCUGAUAUAACACAAAACAGCACAGCAAUUACUGAAUCUAUACCUAAUAAUCAAGAAGCAUUUCAAAAGAAGAAAGACGAUUCUCCAGAGGAAAAUGAAGUGUCAUCAACAAAGCAGAAUGAUAAUAAAAAUAAUAAUAAAAAUAACAGAAAGAGGGCAAGUUCACAGGAAAUUCCACAGAGAAAGGGUGUUAAGAAGAGUCAUUUGAGUUUACCCAAGCAAUCAAUAUCGGACUCAGAUGCUGUCACCAAAAGUAAAAACAAAAAGAAAUUAAAUCCUAAAACCAUUGAGAAGAAACUUAACCAAUUAGAUGAAAAAAAUGAACCUGUAAAUAACGGGUUUGCUUUAAUAGUUGAGGAGAAAGACAAAAACGCAGAACAAAUAACUGUUAAUGAAACAGAAAAAGCACAAGAUGUUGAAAUGUCCCCAGAGGUUGACAACCCCUGUCUUAAGAGCGUCACCGUCUAUGAGGAAGAAUUGUGCAACCAAACUAGAGACAGUCUGAAUGAAAAAAAUACGAAAAAAACUGAAUCUAAGAAUAAUAAGGAGUCAAAACUACUAAAUGAUAUUGUGAUACUCCAGUCUCAUUCAGAUUCAGCAAGUGAUAGUUCCAGAAAUGAAUUAACACCUCAAAAGAAGGAUAAGAAAGUUGUUACGAAGACAAGGGAGAAAGUUAUGGCUGAUGUUUUUGGAUAUUCCCGUGGUGUGCAUAAAAAUUCUAAAAGAACUGUGAGCUACCGGAAGCAUUCCACAAGCCACAAAGCACAUCGCAUUAGUUCUGGUUCUAGCGAGUGGACUUCAGAAACAAGCUCAGAAUUUAUUUCACCACCACGAGGUCGUAAGAACAGACACACGAGGAAAUAUUUGAAACCCAAGUCGGCCCGUAUUUUGUCCUUGGAUGAAGAGGGAGGCCUGUUUGUAAUGUAUGGUAAGAAGAUAUACCCAGUUGUUAAGGACGGAAAAAUUAUAAAAAACUACGUCACAUACACACCCGAAGAAGAAGUAGAGCAUGAUGAAUCAUUUUGGAAGCUAAAAUAUGUGGAAGAGAAAAAAAAGGCUGAUGAAUUGACAAAAUUGUUGAAGCAAAUAAAAGAUAAAAAAGAAAAUGUUGUCAAUCAAGUGCCUGCAUUGAACACAACUGAAAAUACAAUUAGCAAUGCAAAUCAACCAGAAGUACACAAUGCGAUACAAGAUAAAAAGUCAUUGGAAUCUCCAGUAGUGCAGAGUAAGAAUGACUCUGAAGAUAAGACUGUUAAAAUUAGAUUUACUAAGAAUAACGAGGAAGUCCAAUUGGAAGGUCAUUGGUCCCAUGUAAAUCCAAUUCUGACACAAAUUAUGCAGUUACUACAAAAAGAGUCUAACGAACCGAAAGGCAUUGUUGUGAAGGAGGACAAGACGGACUCGGUGACUGAGAGUAAAGAAAAAGUGGAGACUAAAACCGAAAUAAAUACACAACAAGUUGCAGUUAAAACUAACGCAACCGAGACUAACGUAACAAAUAAUCAAGACAUCAGCAGACAAUCGACGCCGAUCAUUCCGAUGGAUGUUGAAGAUGAAGUUAAGGAGAAGGUAAACAAAAUAGAACAGGAAAUUUUUAAAGAAAUAGAGGAGAGAGAUAUUGAGGAUUCGUCCAUUAAAACGCAAUCAUCACAACCAGAGGAAAAUAUCACGAAACGUCGCGGAAGACCUAGGAAGUCCUCCGCUAACGCCAGAGCCCCCGUCAGUCCGAAUAAAAAACUUAAACUGAACCCGGAAGUUAUAAAAGAGGAUCAACAAAAACCGGAAGCAAAUGACAAUUCUAAAGACAAGGAACCGGAAACGGACAAGAAGACAUCGGAAGCAAGGAAAACAAGAUCGCCCAAAAAAAGUUCAAAUGAACCUCCAAUGGAGACUAGAACGAGACAGUCUCUAUCAAGAAAGUCCAAGGAAAUUAAAACUCCAAAUUUAAACGAAUCUGAAACACGAUACAAAUUCCCAUCUCCGCCGCCGAGUAGAAAGACUAAAGUAUCGAAAAAUAAUAAAACAAAAGUUAGAUACUUGAUGCCAGAAUAUAAAGUACAUUCUUCACCAGAAAGUCGAUCAAUGUGCUCAAUAGACAGCACUCAAGGAUACCAAGACUCCGACGAAAGUCCAUUGAGAAUGUUACUUAGAAGGAAGAAAAGAAUUAGCCACACAAUGUUCUCGAAUAGGGGGAAAAAUAUACAUAGGUACAGAACAAAUUCACAUCCGAUUAUAACAGAUGAUGUUACCAGCGAAUCGAGCAGUUCCUAUGAAAAUCAACGUAUAAAGACAACGACCUUCGAAAAUUCAACUAUAAGUUCCGAAGUAUACAGAUCGGAGUCCUACCGCCUUUUGAUGAAUACAAAUUUGACGCAGAAUCGUACGAAAAUAAAUUUGGAGAAAAUUCCUGAAAGUCCAAAUAUAAUCGAACAAAAAGAUGUAAAUGCACAGACUUAUGGAGAUGUUUCUAGUAAUGUAGAAACUCAAAGCGGCAACAAGAUAGAGGGUAAUUUUAAAUCGCAAACAGAGGAAUAUAGUACGAGUAAUGUUUCCUUACCAACAUCUCCAGUGUUGUCCAUAGUAGAAAAUAUGUCCGUCAGCAAAGACUUACUAAGCAGCGUUGACGACUUUCCUAUUAGUGAUGACUUCCCCAUCAAUGAUGAAAUGCAAUAUAAUGACCAAAUAAUUCUUAACAAUUUCAUAAAAACUGAACCAGAUGUUUCCAUGCCUCUUAUGGAGCGAGAAUGUGCUAUAGAGACGAGUGGACAAAACGGAAUGGAAUAUCACUAUAACUUGAGUAACGUUAAACAUACACCGAUGUCCGAGACACUCAUAAAUAAAAUAAAUACAGUUCAAAUACAAGACCCUACAUUAACGGAUUCCAUUAACAAUAAACUGAAAGACUUAAUAAUAGAAAGCACUAAGAAAAACAUGAAAAUAAAUCAUGAAGUUGACCGAAACAACAAUAUCGAUGAUGUUAAUAUGGAUAGUAAAGGAAACAAAAGGAAAAGAUCACAAAAACGGAGUUCAACACCACGCAAACGUAAGAGCUCUCGCAGGCUACAUCUCGUAAAUAACGAGCCCUGUAUAGAAGAACAUACAGAAAGUUGUUCAUACAGCAGAAAGUCCUGUCCAGCAGUCGUGCAAAAUGUUGAAAAUGACUUAAACAUUUCCCAAAAUAUAGAUAGCGGAAAGACUAGAAGUAGAGUGAAAAAAGAUAUUAUUAAAGUCAAAAUAACAAAGCCAAGAACUUCUAAAGUAAUGCAUAAGAGCUCAUCAGAUAAUGAUCCUUCAAUUGCAAAUGAAGCAAAUGAUUCAGAAUCAGGAGUGUUCCUUCAAUGCUUUAAUGAGACCAUAGAUUUAAUUCACAAUCACUCCGAGACUUGUCUCAAUGCUCACGACUGUAUGGGAGACAGUGUACAGUUGUUAGACAAAACUGAAUCAGUUAUAUCUUCAGAUUCCAAACAAUCCGAUAAUAGCUCUACUAAUUGUAAACACAGUGAAGAUUUUAACGCUUUACAGUAUGAUUUGUAUUCUCACGAUGCUCAAGAUGGAUCUGAGCUUUUAAAAGAGAAAACUGAAUGUAGUACCGUAUUUCAUACACCGCUGAGCGGUGUCUCAGAUCAAAUCAGCCUCAUGACAGAAGAUUUAUCUGGGUUGUCAGAAGAUAAAGGUAUAAAAUCACCAAACAAGAAGGUACAAAGUUCUAAAUGGUAUCUUUUCUCAGAAGAUGAAACAACUAGUUCAAAUUUCUUUGAUACUAACCAGAAUUCAAAACAAGCUAUAGGGUGUGCAUCAAAUCUGGAGCAAAUAUUUCCUAUAACUUGUGCUGUACCCAACUUAUCUACAAUUACAGAAGUGUCCAAUCAAAAUGAAGAAAAUGCUAAAAAAUGUAGUAAAGCAGAAACCGAUCCUAGAAAUAAUUCCUAUUCUCAAGAAAUGUUAUUAUAA